AGUUUAAAGCAAAUCGAUUUGUCAUAACAUAUAUACAAGGAAGGCUUAAAAGACGUUUCCUUUUCUUUGCAGCAAAUCUAUCUACCACAUACAAAAAAAUGGCGGAGGAGCUUACCAUUGGGUUUCGCUUCUAUCCCACGGAAGACGAACUGGUUGCUUUCUACCUACGAAACCAGCUCGAAGGAAGGAGUGAUGACUCAAUGCACCGUGUCAUACCAGUUCUAGACGUCUUUGAGGUCGAGCCUAGUCAUCUUCCAAAUGUUGCGGGAGAGAGAUGUCGAGGAGAUGCUGAGCAAUGGUUCUUCUUUGUGCCAAGACAAGAACGGGAAGCAAGAGGAGGCAGACCAAGUAGAACCACUGGUUCAGGGUACUGGAAAGCGACUGGAUCACCUGGUCCAGUCAUUUCCAAAGAUAACCGAAUGAUUGGAGUCAAGAAAACUAUGGUUUUCUACACUGGAAAAGCACCAACCGGAAGGAAAACAAAAUGGAAGAUGAAUGAGUACAAAGCCAUUGACGAAACAGUCAUCACCUCCACAAUCCCUAAGUUGAGACAUGAAUUCAGUUUAUGUCGGGUCUACAUAACAUCAGGAAGCUCAAGAGCAUUUGAUAGACGCCCUGUGGGAAGUUUUCAGACAGAGAGAAUGCUUACAAGUGAUGUUGGAGUUGCUGAGACAUCAUUUCGUGUGGGAAGCUCACCAGAAACUUCUAUGUCAGGAGGAGAGCAUGUUGAUCUCUCUGUGAACACAGAGAUGGUUGAUGCUUUAACUGAACCAAUGUGGGAAUGGGAACAGCUGAAUUGGUCUUGAAUUAAGCUAGCUAGAUCCAUAAGCAAAAUAAAGUUUACUGCAUGCAUUAUUACGUUGUUGAAUUGAUGAUGGUCAUAAAGAUUCCUUUUGUUUUCCUUGUAACGUAAGAAUAAAUGAAAAAUGAUUUUUUUUUCUCUUAAAA
This is a messenger RNA of Raphanus sativus (radish), 948 nucleotides long. Its product is annotated as NAC domain-containing protein 90. The record is from RefSeq and is a predicted model, not a curated record. Bases 99 to 806 code for a protein of 235 amino acids. Gene Ontology annotation, molecular function: DNA binding. Gene Ontology annotation, biological process: regulation of DNA-templated transcription. Lineage: Eukaryota; Viridiplantae; Streptophyta; Magnoliopsida; Brassicales; Brassicaceae. The transcript is spliced from 3 exons.